AUGUUGAAAACUAGAGACGGUCUCGCCUGGAGUGGGACAGCGCUGGGAAAGAAGGCUGUGCGGCUUCUGGUCGCAUCUAUACUCAUUGUCGGCUUUACCGUUUUUCUCUGGCCAGAUACCUUCCUCGGAGGUACACAGAUCCAGCUCGCCCCGAACAUAACCGUGUCAACAAGCAUCGCCUGCGAUGUCGAUGUCGCAAGGCUAGCCCGACUUGGUGUGCACAAGCUUUCCAAAUUCACCCAGCGGGAGGUAGUCGCCUUGCCAUCUCGGGCCAAACUACCCAUCACGCAGAAACUCGACUUUCCAUUAUGGGAGACUAGCUGGAUGAAACGGUCGGAUCAGGGCCAGGACCAGGAUCAAGACGAGGUCGAUUAUUCUCCGAAUGGAUGCUUAAACCCCAAUCCUAUCGCAUUAGAGUUCCCUGAGCCGCCGAAAAGAGCGGACGCCUCACACAUUGAUUUCGGUGUUGCCACGACGGUGAAACGGCUGAAUGACUCGCUAGACGCCUUUUCCCACUGGGCCGGGUACACUAACACGCGGAUCUUCGCGCUUCUCGAGCCCGGCCAGUAUAUUCCCGAGGUACAGGCUCGCGCGGAUGCAAUGGGGAUCGACCUGUACAUCUCGGAGUCGUCAGAGGAGUAUAAUAAGCGGUACUUCUCGCUCAUCCCGUUACUGCACAAAAACCAGCGGCCGGAGACGCGCUGGGCGUGCAUCAUCGACGACGACACAUUCUUCCCGUCGAUGAGUGCGCUGGUGGAUGCGCUGGCGGGUUACAACGACACGGCGCCCAUCUACCUAGGUGGCGUAUCGGAGAGCAUCCGACAGAUCGCAACGUUCGGCAUGAUGGCGUAUGGGGGCGCGGGCGUCUUCCUAUCGCGCCCGCUACUUGAAGCCCUCAAUACGGCGUACCCGGAGUGCCAGUUUAUGGACACGACGGGCGACAAGAAGAUCUCAAAGUGCAUCUACCAGAACACCGCCGUACGGCUGACGAUCGACCACCGGCUCCGCCAGCUCGACAUGAUGGGCGAUGUCUCGGGUUUCUUCGAGGCCGGUCGCCCUUUACCUCUAUCCCUUCACCACUGGAAAUCCUGGUUUCAUGCCGACAUGGCCAAACUCAGCGUCGUGGCCGACAUCUGCGGCGACUCGUGCCUCCUCCACCAGUGGCAGUUCACCGACGGCUGGAUCCUCACCAACGGCUUCUCCAUCAUCCACCGCGGUACAGACCUCGCCCCCAACGACCACAGCAUAGAAGACACCUGGGAUAGCGACCAGGACGAUGCUUCCCAGGAGGCCUUCCUGCACGAGCUCGGACCCCUGCGUGGCAAGGACACCAGCAAAGUCAGCUACCUGCUGCAGGACGCCUUUCUCGACCACCACGACGGCUCCGUUCACCAGUGGUACAUCCGUAGGGAUCCCUCGCGAGGCGCCGAAAUCCUAGAGCUGAUCUGGCGGCCAUGA
Penicilliopsis zonata CBS 506.65 is the source of this 1458-nucleotide messenger RNA. RefSeq lists its product as hypothetical. Gene Ontology annotation, molecular function: acetylglucosaminyltransferase activity. NCBI's taxonomy places the organism in Eukaryota, Fungi, Ascomycota, Eurotiomycetes, Eurotiales, Aspergillaceae. Gene Ontology annotation, cellular component: membrane. The coding region runs from base 1 to 1458 and encodes 485 amino acids. The record is from RefSeq and is a predicted model, not a curated record. The transcript has a single exon.